Messenger RNA from Yarrowia lipolytica CLIB122, 333 nucleotides. NCBI's taxonomy places the organism in Eukaryota, Fungi, Ascomycota, Dipodascomycetes, Dipodascales. The record is from RefSeq and is a predicted model, not a curated record.
AUGCUAACGUUUUGUCCCACUUGUACAAACAUGUUGACGCUGUCGACCAGCGGAAACGGCAUGCGGUUCGAGUGCCGGACAUGUCCCUACGAGUACUACUUGCAGGACGGCACCAUCGUGUAUGACCGAAAGGUCCUGGAAAAGAAGAAGGUGGACAGUGUUCUCGGUGGAGAGAACGCCUGGGAGAACGUCGACAAGGACCCUGGCUCGCAGUGUCCCAAGUGUUCCAACAUGGGUGCUUACUUCUACAUGUUGCAGAUUCGGUCUGCGGAUGAGCCCAUGACCAAGUUUUGCAGAUGUACGGCCUGUUUCCACCAGUGGAGAGAAAACUAG